Lolium rigidum is the source of this 1383-nucleotide messenger RNA. RefSeq lists its product as uncharacterized. Gene Ontology annotation, molecular function: myosin binding. The transcript is spliced from 2 exons. The record is from RefSeq and is a predicted model, not a curated record. Lineage: Eukaryota; Viridiplantae; Streptophyta; Magnoliopsida; Poales; Poaceae. Bases 91 to 1293 code for a protein of 400 amino acids.
UCAAUUAAUCCCCAAAUCUUCCAUGAUUCUUUCUCUGGAUUUUCUGUUGUUGAGUUGAAACAUUCAUUUCGUGGUAGAGGAGGGGGUGCAAUGGUCCGCGAGUUCUUGGCCGUGUUGGCGCGCGCGGUGCUGCAGUGGGCGCUGGCGUCGCUGCUCCUCGCCAACGGCGCCGCCUUCUGCCUCAUCGCCGCCGUGGCCUCGUCGCUUCGCCUCGGCCCGCCCUGCCUCCUCUGCGCCCGCGUCCACCGCUUGCUAUGCUCCUCCUCCUCUGACGUCGGCUGCAGCCAAGAACAAGACGCCUUCCGCCGCCUCCUCUGCGACGCCCACGUCGCCGCCAUCGCGCAAAGGACGUGCUCUCCUUCCGAUCACGUCGACAGAGGGACGAAACAUGAUUCGGAUAAACCUGGAGGUCUGGAGGCUCACCGCCGUGUUGUCUCGAUCGGCAGCGAGAUCUGCGAGCAAGAUCGUGGCGGCGACAAUGAGCAUCCUCGUGCCACCGGCCUCAGCAAUCUCGAAAGAACCGCGAGCAUCGGCAGCGGCAACGGCGAAGGCCCGUACGUAUCCAUGUUCGAGCUUGGCCCCAUCGUCGCUUUCCCAGAAGAAAAUCAGGAGUGUGCCAAAGGGCUCGACGAGACGCCGGAGCUGACGGUGAGCGGCCUCGUCGCGGCACUCCGAGCCCAACGGAGGGAGCUCGAGGCGGUGCGCGCCGAGCUCGAAAGCGAGCGGCGCGCCAAGGCGGGGGAGGUGGAGCGCCGGCGGCAGCUCGAGGAGCAAGGUGAGUUCGACCGGGAGGCGGUGCGGGUCGCCAUGCAGCUCGUCCACGAGACGGAGACGGAGAAGCACGGGCUGCAGCGGCAGCUCGACGCGUGCAGGGUCAGGGCGCAGCUACACGACGUCGCCGUGGACCCGGACUCGGCUCCGUUCAACCGGCUGGGCAGCCGCCGGAGUCGGGACGGUGGCGGUGAUUUGAUCGAGCAGGAAGACUGCGACGACAACAAUUACCAGUCGCUGGUGGAUUUCUUGCCGGGUUCGGUCUACUCCUCGUCGCCGGACCUGGCCAACCUGCUGAAGCUGUACACCGAGGGCAACGGCGCUCGCCGUGUGAGGGAUGGCGAUACUGGUAUCAAGGAGGCACUGAUCGCCGAGGACGAGGAGGAAGAGGAGCAGCUCGCCAUCACGGUCUCAGCUGUUUCGGGUUUCAACGGCGGGAACGAUGAGGAUGCUAGCAGUGUUGCUGCUGCAUCUUUACAUGAAAGUGGUAGCAGUCACGUCCAAACCGCCCUGUCCUGGUAAACUCGGCGGUCAGCAGAUCUUGUCGGAACAACACAAAACGAAGCAGAUAUAUACGUGCAUGAUGUAUCGCAUCGCUGCGUAUUUGUAUUC